Messenger RNA from Pseudoliparis swirei, 1962 nucleotides. RefSeq names its product RAB1A, member RAS oncogene family a (gene rab1aa). Gene Ontology annotation, molecular function: GTP binding; GTPase activity. The coding region runs from base 136 to 744 and encodes 202 amino acids. NCBI's taxonomy places the organism in Eukaryota, Metazoa, Chordata, Actinopteri, Perciformes, Liparidae. The transcript has 6 exons. The record is from RefSeq and is a predicted model, not a curated record.
UGCUGUUCUGGCUGCGACAACCAGUUUAGCCAGUUCUUAACGGAAAAAAUAAAUACACGGCCAGCUUUAAAGGUUAAUCCGCGACGAAGUCCAGCAGCAUUCGCAGUAACAACAGUUCAUAAUCUGUAGACGAAGAUGAAUCCCGAAUAUGAUUAUUUAUUCAAGCUGCUGCUGAUCGGUGAUUCUGGUGUCGGAAAGUCAUGUCUCCUUCUCCGGUUUGCAGAUGACACGUACACAGAGAGUUACAUUAGUACCAUCGGCGUGGACUUCAAGAUCAGGACCAUCGAGCUGGACGGGAAGACCAUAAAACUUCAGAUUUGGGACACGGCCGGCCAGGAGCGGUUCCGCACCAUCACGUCCAGCUACUACAGAGGAGCCCACGGCAUCAUCGUGGUGUACGACGUCACGGAUCAGGAGUCCUUCAACAACAUCAAACAGUGGCUGCAGGAGAUCGACCGCUACGCCAGCGAGAACGUCAACAAGCUGCUCGUCGGCAACAAGUGUGACCUCACGACGAAGAAGGUGGUGGACUACACCACGGCGAAGGAAUUCGCCGACACCUUGGGCAUCCCGUUCCUGGAGACGAGCGCCAAGAGCGCCACCAACGUGGAGCAGGCCUUCAUGACCAUGGCGGCCGAGAUCAAGAAGAGGAUGGGCCCCGGGGCCACGGCCGGAUCCUCGGAGAAGUCCAACGUGAAGAUCCAGAGCAAGCCGGUCAACACCUCGUCCGGAGGCUGCUGCUGAGGCCACCCGAGAAACAGAAAGAUAAACAACAGCCACGACCCCCCCGACCCCACGACCAGUCUCGAUGUCACCACAGGGAAAGAGAAGCAGAGAGGGAGGGAAAGAGGAGGAGGAGGAGGAGGAGACUUUUGAGUGGACCGGUUUGUAAGAAUCCCUUUCCGCCCUUUAAGUCAGCAAUAGGACGGUAAGCCCACCAGAACACAGACACACACACACACACACACACACACACACAGACACGGGGCGGUUCAUCUUUUCUUACUUUACCAAAACACACUCGUAAAAAAAAUAAAUGUAUAAAAUUUUUAACAAGUGUGUGAAGUUAACCAAUGAAAGAAAAACAAAAACACUUAUUCAGCUUCUUCUUUUGUGUUUCUCUGCCCCCCCGCUCUGCCUUUUUUUGUUUGUUUUUUGCGAAAUGAGUCACUUUUCUAAAAAAACAACAACAAGAAAACAACCCAGAAGGGGUAUAAAAAAAAGAAAGAAAGACAAGUCGUCCCCCCCCCCCUCCCCCGCACUGUUUUAUUUCGCGACUUUUGCCCCGCUUCUCCUCUUACCCCAUUUCUCCAAAAAAUACAAAAAUGAAGCACAUGCUUGAAAGAAAACCAGCAUCAUGCACGUUGGGGGGAAACGGGCGGCGCUGCCCCACCGGGGGAGGGGCGGGCGAGCCGGGCCGACGCCGUCGCCGCCCCGACUUCACCGCGUCGCCCCCUUUAAAGUAAAUCACUCCAAACCGACCGACCCUGUGCCUUUGUGGCCGGAGAGUUCCACGACGCGCGUACAUGCCUUCGGUGCUCUUGUGUUGUCGGCGUAUCCCCCCCCCCCCCCCUCUUAUGUAAUGAAUCCACAUUGCACGACAGCGGUCCACAUUCCUGUGUGUGUAUAUAAAUGUAUCUGUGUUCGGCUCUGCUGGGUCCGUACGAUGAGCAUGUGCUGCAUUGGGAGACGCGUGUGUCCUCUGAUCCUCCACCGACAGCACAACCCACGAGAAGAAGAUAAAACACGCCCCCCCCCAGCCUCGAGGAUAAUCUGAAAACUGUAUAUAUUUAUACAUAAAUGUAAGAAGUGAUUUGCAAAAUUGUGUGUAGAGAGAGGCGAGAGACACGAUGCAUAGCUGGAGUUAGUCAUCUCGACACGUGAUUUGUGGCUGCGGACAUUUUUUGUGGCACGGUGUCUACUAUUAAAAAACAACAAUGAAGGAGAUCUUUGAUAACUGCU